Molecule: messenger RNA, 2816 nt
Organism: Oncorhynchus kisutch (coho salmon)
Lineage: Eukaryota; Metazoa; Chordata; Actinopteri; Salmoniformes; Salmonidae
Product: claudin-12
Exons: 3
Coding region: 264-1289 (341 amino acids)
Cellular component (GO): plasma membrane
Source: RefSeq, a predicted model, not a curated record
UUUUCAUAGAGUCAGUUGAGCUUCUGUGAGCUCUAGCGUUUAGCUAGCUAGUCCCAUCUUUUCGACAAUCCAGGGCGCAACAGGUUUCUAGCUAACGUUAACUAGCUAGUCAGCUGAUGAAUGAUUGCUAGCUUGUACCAACAUUGUUUGAUCAGCUACAUGUACAUCACCGCUAAAUUACAUAUCCACAACUUCACAAGCAUACGGGGAGAACAACUAAACACAGAAAGUCCUGUUGACAUCACCUCCUAUCUGCAGCGGCUAUGUCGUGCCGGGACAUCCACGCCACCAAUGCCUUCUCCUUCAUCAUCGCCUUCAUCUCCGUGGGCGGCAUCGCUGUGGCGGCGCUGAUACCACAGUGGCGAGUGACACGACUUGUCACCUUCAACAAAAACGCCAAGAACAUCAGUGUCUAUGAUGGCCUGUGGGCCAAGUGUGUGAAACAAGAUGGCUACUCUGGCUGCUACUACUACGACUCAGAGUGGUAUUCUAAAGUGGACCAGUUGGACCUGCGACUGCUCCAGUUCUGCCUGCCGACUGGGCUACUGUUUGGCUCCCUGGCCCUGGUGCUGUGUAUGGCAGGCAUGUCUAAGACAUGCUGCUGCUCUGAUAAGGCUGAGACAGACAUCAAGAGUACCCGUUGUCUGGUCAACAGCGCAGGCUGCCACCUAGUGGCCGGGAUGUUCUUGUUCCUGGGCGGUGCUAUCGCCCUGGCGCCCUCCGUGUGGUUCCUGUUCCGGACCAAAGAGAUGAACAUCAAGUAUGACCGCAUCUUCUCAGACGGGUUCGCGGUCUACGUGGCCAUCGGCUGUUCCGGCGGCCUCAUGCUCGCCGCCCUGCUGAUGUUCAUGUGGUACUGCAUGUGUAAGAAGCUACCCUCUCCCUUCUGGCUGCCUCUCCCCACACUUCCUAAUUCCCUCUCCACACAGCCCCUCACAGCCAACGGGUACCCCCCCUCCCCCGUCUACGGACCCCCUCAGACCUUCCCUCCACAGGGGUACGUCCCCACUGUGAUGGAUGCCCAGCCCUACACUCCCUCCCAGGGCUACCCUCAGAGCGUAGCCCCACUGGCCCAGCAGCCUCAGCAGGUCUAUAUGUCCCAGAUGUCAGCCCCGGAUGGGUAUGGGUCAGAGGUGGGGCAGAACCAGGCUUACAGCUAUGCCCUGUCCCAGAGUUAUGCCCCCUCUCAGGUGGGCUACGCCCCCAGCUACGUAGGCCACCGCUACUCCACACGCUCACGCAUGUCUGGCAUAGAGAUAGACAUCCCUGUUCUAACACAAGGCCUCUGAGGGAGGGAGGGCUGCUGCAAGAACACUGAGUCCUGGUUCCAUUUAGCUGUCCUGUCUCCUGUAAAGGGUGUGUACUGUCAGUGAAGGAUAUGACUGUUGGUCAGUCUGCACUAGAAAUACAACUGUGUGUCACUCAACCAAGCACUGCACUGUUAGACACAGUUUAGUAUGCAGGCUCCUCAUCUGGUGAAAGGACACCAGAGAUGCCCCAUAAUGAAGUCUGAAUUCACUGUUACAUUUUGAUAGAAAAUAUUGUUUUCUAAUUGCACCUAUUUGUACAUCUCUUAAUGUAAAUCUGCUUGAAACCUCAUAGCAUUUCUACACUGUGUAUAUUGUGUUCACUAAUAUUUCAACUGCUAAGAAAUGAACUAAACUGUACUUUAACCGUGAGGUAACUUGAUGUAGUGAGGUGAAAGGGAGUGACACUAACUGGCUGUGAUGUCUUUGUUGUGCCUGUUUAUAUUAUUGGUCUGUUAAGAAAUACUACUGCUGUGCCUUGUUCAGAACAGCCAUAUUACAUUGCUUAGUUAUUCUGUUUUUGUAUUAAUACUGUAAUAUGUUACUGUUUCUUUUGUUCUGCUAGUUUUCGGGCAUUGGAGAUAUUAUAAUAUGCUGUAACAUGUGAGAUGACAUGGGAAUGUCCUAAUGACCCAUCAACAGUACAGCAGUGGCUCUAAGGCCAUGACUUUUUAUAUGUACACAUAUCAUGAUGCCACCGUACAUCAAAUGUAUAAAGCCCUUUUUACAUCGGCAGAUGUCACAAAGUGCAAUAUCAUGAAGGUAGUUGUUGACCUGUCUCCUUUGUUAAGGUGCCUGGGAGAUAUGAUUGAACCAGAACACAUACUGCUCCUCUGACCAAAGGAACGUCAAAAUGAACAUCUUAUUUUAGCUCCGGAACACUGCCAUCUGUCGCCUGUCCUUUUUGUCAAAUUGUAAGUCUACACUGAGCUGUGUAAGCAAACGUAGAGCUACUCUUGUUUCCACUUCAUUCAUCCACUACUGGGCUCCUGAGUGGCGCAGCAUCUCAGUGCUAGAGGUGUCACUACAGACCCUGGUUUGAUUCCAGGCUGUAUCUCCAUGAUUGGGAGUCCCAUAGGGCGGCGCACAAUUGGCCCAGCAUUUUCCGGGGUAGGCCGUUAACGGACUUGCCUAGUUAAAUAAACUGUCAUUGAUUUCACAUGAAGGGGAGGGGGGGUUCACUACACGGUAACAUCACAUUCCAUUGGAUGUGCUGGUUCUAAAAUGGUAGAACACUGGCUGAAUGCACUGGGCCUCUUAUGAUUCUACAAUCUAGAGAAAGGAUUCUGUGAUUUCUGUUGCAUUCUAUCCGUAAACACUAGUUUUGACCAAACUGUCCUCUAACUCGUGUGUUGAUUUAAUCUUUAAUACCCUUUGUAUCAGCCGUAACGUCUCCGACAUGCUCUCUCUGUUGCAGUGCUGCAUGUACAGUCUGUUCUUAUCUCUAUGGAAAAUGUCUUUGUUCACCAGACCUUUUUCUCAAUAAAAUUUGUAUCUAAUUAAACUAUG